AUGUCACGUCCACUGGCAGUGCAUAUUUCCGCUGGAGAUUCGGAUCCUUGCGGGAUUCUGAUGACGACGAAACCUGACCUUCCUGAAACCAAGCACAUCGUUCUCCUCCACAAGCCUUAUACGGUAGGUCUUGCCUUUGACAGUUCGUCCGAGUCCCUCUUUCUGCAGGACGUAAGAGACUUCGAGCUGGUCAGCAUUUUCAGUGGGAAAAGGGUUAAGCCGCCGAGUGAGCACGACAUCAGCGAACAGUGCUCGUGAGUGUCCAACAUCUUUGGCUUGGAUUAUUCACCUGUUUUAUCUCGGAAUAUUGGGACUUUUCGUUCAAUUCUCACAACUCACUAAAGAAACCUCUCGCAAGGGCCGUUACUGUUUACUCUCAAAUCAAAAAAAAAAUUUUUAUAUAGCUCCUUAAGAAAGAAAAAUGAGUUUCUUGCUCUUGUAGGAGUACUUGAACACUGAACCGGUAGUGUUAUACUUUUUAUGGAAUAAUUCAAGAAGGUGCAAAAGUAGAUAUGGUGUGCUCAGCCACUGAAUAAUCCAGAGGAUGACAAAACCCAAAAAUAAAUCGCGGCCUACGGCAAUUUGAAAGAGGAUAAUAGCCCACAACAAUCAACAAUCUACCCAAUUAACACUGUUUGAAGUUUAAUUUUGAAGAGUUUUGAAAGGCAGAAGUCUUUCUUGAAACGGAAUGACCCCGAAAACAGCCCAACAAGGACUUGAGAGCAAAAAUUAACAUUCUAAUCAAAAUAGGAUCAAGAAUUGACUCACUUCAUAGGAGCUCGCAUGCUGAGCAGGUGUCUCAACGGGUGUACCCGUAUUAAACCCGUUUUUCUGAGGUUAUUUCAGUCUCAGUUGGGCAGAAACGGGGGAACAACGGGUGUAAGAAAAAUAUGUAACCCAGCUGGGCUAAAAAUUUCCAAAAGUUCUACCAACUGUGCUUAUAUAGGCCAUUCCGCGCCAGCUUGUCACGUUUUUCUUUCCGCCAAAAGACCAGGUCAAAUUUUACCAACUUCGCUUCAAGACCUUUGUUUAUUGCCGUUAUAAAAGCAGAAAUUUGAUCUUAUUUGGUAUACGGUCUUUUUGGCGGAAAGAAAAACGUGACAAGCUGGCGCGGAAUAGGCUAUAAGGGUUUAAUACGGGGGCACCCGCUGAGACCCCGUGUAAGCACGGCCGGGUUACCCUGCUCAGCAUUCGAGAAGUUUUCAUACUGCUCUACUUCGAGAAUCUGUUCACAUUUCCAUUGUCAAGUCCAAUGACGUCAUUCGAAAAUGCUCUUCGGAUGUUUCGCUCUCUAAUUGGUUUUCCGCGUUCUUAGAGGCGGAGCUUGAACGAGGACUUGACAUUCAAAAUCUGAAAAGACUAGAGCGUUUAUUGAUUUGAUAUCCUCCACAAAUUCUUCCUUCAACAAUUUUCUGUUUUUAUUUGUUAUUCUUUAUUUCUUGAAAAUAAAUUUUUUAUGCAUUUCAAUUUUGGUGAGUAUACCAUAUAUUUUUUCCACAUGGAGAAACAACUGAAAGGCUUUUUUUUUCAUUUUUCAUGUUUAAUUUGAUUCCAAUGAAGAUACUGAAAACAAUCUUUUAUCAUCUGUUAAAAAGUAUUUUUCUAGAUUUUGAGAGAUAUCUUCUUCAAAGUCAGCGGUAUUUUUUGUUAUUAUAGAUUUUUGCUUUUCAAAACACUCCAGCAACGAACUUGAUUAGAGUUUUUGAGUUAUGUCAAAUAAAGAUUACCUGUUUUUUGCAAAUUCUUUUGUAUUGUAUUUGAGGCGACACAAAGUGGUGCUUUAUUCUUUCGGGACUGUGCUGUACUGGAGCAACGAAGAGCCGGAGAACGGCCGCAUCGAAACGAGGGAAUGCUUCAGACAACCCGGAAUCUACCCGGUCCGUGUACAUCUCGGCGACAAUCAGGUAAACAUGAUUCGUUCCCUGUUGAUUCGGACCAUCGACUUUUUUUGAGUUUGACGAAAAAAUUUUCAUUGAAACGAUUAAAAAAGGGAUUUUUUGAAAAUUCUAAUUAUACGCUUCCACGCAUAGAAAUAGCGUAGCGCUUUUCUUCGAAUUGUGAAAUUUUGAUCGGAGAAUUGUUUCAAAGAUAUUUUUAUAAUCUGUUCGAAAAUGUUCUUUUCUAGAUUUUAAGUAGACUCGAAAGAGUAUCGUUUUAUUUUUAUUGGGGCCGAAUGAAUUCGAAAACUGAAAUUCAAACGAAUGUUACUCACUUGACUGAAGGUUUAGACAGCAUUUAAAGUGGUUUCAUUUUUAUUCCAUACUUUUAUCAUUUUUGGACAGCAAUAGAAUGUCGCUAAAUUCGUAUUUUCACAAAAAAAAUUUGACGAAAAUGAUAAAUUUUGUACAUUUUUUACCGCAACUUAUCAUUUCAGUUACCGGCUUCCUUAAUUUCUCUCAUCAUUCUACCUUUCAUUUCUCUCUUUCAGUUAUCAAUCAAAGGAGUGAUGAGUCCAUCGCGAAAAACUUUUGUACCGCUCGACAAGUUUCCCGCACUUGAAAUCCGUAAUGUUCCUCUCUUAGUUGCUAUCGAAUGAUUUCCCUUAAGCUGAAAGACUGCGGAUGGAUUUGCAGCCAAACAUCGCAGUUCAGGCCUGGGUCACCCUCCAACUUCUCAAGGUAAGCGAAGGGGCUGUAGAAGCUCAUUUUGGGUCUUCUCAGGGGCCUUCGAUCAAAUACGAGUUGACGGACUUCCACGAGUUCUCGCCGAGCGACCAGAGCUUGGUUCGCACCAUGGUUAUUUUUUGCUUUUCAUUUAUUUUUGACGGGUUUUUAACAAAUCUAAUGGAUGAUCAUUCAGGUAGAAUUUCAGUGAAAGCAUAAAUAUUACUAUAAAACUUCAAAGUUUUAGUUAUUUUCAUCCCGAGGGGUUUAUUUGUCUUGGCAAUUUUCCGAUAUUUGUUGAUCGGAAUGGAACUUUUUUCAUAAGCCAGCAACUCUUACAGGCUCGUUGUUUUGAAAAAUACCAGAACUAUUUCGAUUCUUAAACUCGUUUACAGUGUUUCAGCUAGAGAAUUUUCUUGAAAGUAAUGUAAAGUGAAAGGCUAAAAUAUUUCCCCUAAAAAAACAUGCCUUUAUUCUUCUUUCAGCCAUGGAACGAGUUCAACUAUCUGAACUACGACCGAAUCGUCGAGGAAAAUCCUUACAUGGCGCGUCACUACGAAGUCAAGCCCAUGGAGACGACUUGCAAGCAUUGGCCUCUGCCGCCUACCGUUCGUUCUCGAAGCAGAGUAAUCGUGCAGAUUCGUUCUCAGGAGCUCAGGGAGAAGAAAGGAAUCGCGCUGUCGACGACCAACGUGCUGUGCCACGAGUGGCAGGACGUCUGCGUCAGACUUCCGUUGCUGGUCGACCAUCGUCCCGCCGUCGUCCUCCAGCCAGGUCCGUCCGGCUUCUCUCCUCUUAGGCCUUCUGUUCAGGAACUCGGGUCAUCUUCGAAGCAACCUACCUCCCGGUCGUCGGUUACUACGGCCUGACCUUUUCGAAAAUCGACAAAAACGCCGAAAAAUCUCUUUCCGCCUCAGAGAAUGGCAAUGUUUGCUUUUCGAGCUCAUCAAUACUGAAAUUGUUUGCGAUGAAAGUAUAGUUCUUCAACAUCAUCGAUGAAGAAAACCUAAUUAGGAAUUUAACGAAAUCAAAAAAAUGAAAUUGACUCGAAUCAAAAAAAUAAAAGACAAUUUGAACUACCUUGGGUUUUGUUAAAAUUAUUUAUGGCGUCAUAUUAAUGGAAAAAACGUGAAGAUUUAUCAAUCAGCUCAAAAAUUCCUUAUUCUGAACGUCUAUUCCCAUUAGCAUUCAUCUUUUUCGACUCAUUCAUUUAGCCCUUCGAUCUAAAUUUAUUUUCAAUGGAACAAUUUUUUGUCUAACAGAAGCACUCGUUAAAGAAAUGGAGAAGCUUUUGUUGAAUUUAUCUGCAGUUCGUUUUUCUUUGCAACUACGUCUUUGCAGAUCCGCACCAGCGUGAGGAUCGUCGAGAAGUGUCCAGGAUUCUAUGAAUGCGCCGCUCUGAACGUGAUGGUCGACGACCCUCUCGGACUCAUGCUGCCUGUUCCUUUCUCCAAGUACGCCAAAAGCGCGACUCUGGUUCGUGUUCUGACCUAACGAAGAGCAAGGCGGGUUCCAGGUGGAGAUCAAGGAGGGAGAACCGACGCCGCUGGGCAGAGCCAGAAGAUACGUGGCCGCUCUGGCCGGAGACAAGGCCAGGAAACUCCAGGAGGUCCUCAUGCUCGGCGAGGUCAGACUGCUUCUUUCAAAUUGUCUUUUUCAAUUUACCGGUGAAUUUCUAUUUUAAAAAAAUAUUUAAAAAAAACUUUCAAACAAAAAAACUGAAGCUUUUUUUGGAUGAUAUUCGGGGUCAGUCAGAGAAAGCCACUUUCGAAUAAGAUGAAAUAACCUCAGUAAAAUGCUUCUGUACGAUUUCAAAGAGUUAUUUUAGAUGAAAGAAUCUUUUUGAUAUUGUUUUUCUGUAGAUUUAAAUUUAUUAUCUCCAGUAUGCAAUUUUUUUAGUUAAUCAUAAAUUAAAGAAGUGAAGCCCGUAGGCUACAACAACCGUUGAAAAAAACUCACGUCACAUGCUGCAAAAAGUCUAUGACACGAUUUCUUUGAGUAACUCGAUCAAGAAUCGCUCGAUAUUUUUAUAUUUGCUUUUUUGAUUUAUGGAUUUGAAGAUUUGAAGUCACAGAGAUGGAAAAAGUAUGUUUCUCAACCAACCAGCUCGAAUAUUUUUUGCUAGCUCCCAGAAAAAAGCAAACUUUUUCCAGCACCUACAGUAAUCUGAUGAGUGGGCGGAGCAUGACAGUAACUUACCUUAUAAACCUUUAUCAUGAAUAUCAGCUCAACAAAAUAGAAAUAAAAAAAUCUCGUUUAAUCCUUCACCGAAUAACAUCGAUUUUCUGAGAAAAAGCGUGAUAAAUGUUCGUAUUUGAGAUGAAACUGGUAAAAGAACCUGGCGUGGUAAUCAACCAUCUAGGUCGUGUCCACAUCUCCAGGUUCCCGUCCCUCUCCGUUUCGUAGGUCCGAAACGAGAUUACGGUUUCAUUUGCCUGUUUUAAGGCUGCCGCUUAACACCAACAACUACUACAACAGCCUGGAAGCCGGUACUCAAGUCCUCAUCGACGGACACUUCGAUCCUCAGCUCAAGGUUCUAUCUCCAGAGAUAUCGGAAGGCAAAUGCGCCCUACUGACAGGCGAUGGUCGUCGAUGAGGCAGUUCGCGAUCAAAACAAAUCCAACUUCGAAUUUGCACGCGUCUUCGACCGCUCCAUCGGCCACUCUCGGGUGAGACGAAUCUGUGUCUUUCAUCUGCUCGAGAAUCCUUCCGAGCAUUUUCAAACAGAGAGAAAAAGCAUGCUUGGAUACAAGUAGCUACCGGGUAGCUACUCAAUCGGCGUAUGCUAAUCGGUGGUCGUUUAUUAGCUACUGGGUACUAUCUCUAUGUUACCUGGAUACUGCCGGGUAGGCACCUGAAUGAAUGUCUUGAUUGCUACUGGCUGGCACAUCGGUCGUUUACUCAGCACCCGUGUUUUUGUAAACCGUUCCAAGUCUUCCAAGAUCUUAUUGGCUAACGCUGAAAUAAAAAAGAACUACCCGAGAAGCAUUACCAUAGCCAUCGCAAGUGUCAGGUAUCUAUCCGGUACACGCAGGUACCAUAGCAUAGGCCUUUGACGUAGCUACGCGGUAGCUACUUCUAUCAUCCUCCCGAUUAACCAUUGUUAAUCCUGUUAUAAUGUAUUUUCUUUAAUAAGAUUUCUGUUUCAAACUUCGAUUAGAAAUGUUUGCUGCAUAAUUUUUUUUUCUCAGUUAGCGUUUCGCGUCUCAGCGACGGGAAGAGCCGAGCUGCCCAAGUUGUUGUUCAACGAAACUUUCGGUUUCAUUGAACCGCCGGCGAAAUUUCGCGUACCGCUCUUUCCAGAACAAAUCAAGUAUUUCAUCUCGGAAAGAGAGAAAAUAUCGCCUAUUUUUAGAUAUCAAAAUGUGUGGAUCUCAUUUUCUGACCAGUACCCCGGCGACAAUCUGCCGCCGCAGUGCAAGUUCCAAUACUUUUACUGCGGAGAGCUGCCUGAGCACAUCGUGAGUGUCUACUUUACUCAAAUGGCGGGUCAUUUUAGUCUGAAGUUCCAAUGAAUUCCAUUCAUUUUUAUCAGCAGAGUUAAUCUAAUUAAAUUUUGAGAGGAGAAAUAGAGCUUCAAUUGACGUCAUACGGCUCUUACUCGCUUACGAUCUUUUUAAAAAACUGUCGCCCCAAUUUCGACUUUUAUUGGUAGCACUUGAUUUUAGUACUUCCCGGAUCCCUUGCUUUUUUUCAAAUAUUUCACUUUCCUUUUUGUAAAGUGUCCAUGAUUCUUCAAAUAUGGAAGAAAACUAGCAUUGACCGACUUCUCGGACAUUGGCAAAGCGAAACAGACGUUUCUGAGCAAUUCUAAGGUUCACUUAAGAGUGCUGACGCUACUAAAGUGAUCACUAGAAACGCCCGACAAGUCCGAUUCCGUUUCGCGUUACCAAUGUCCAAGUCAUCUUUCGGACCCAAAAGUGAGAAAGAAAAUUUUCAAGCCUAAUUUCGAAUUGAUUAAUUUUUAACACACUGUCUCUGUAAGUUUCAAAAAAAGUGGGUGCAGAAAAAAAUAUUUAUGAAUUUUGAUGAAAUUUCAAAUUAAAAUCGCCACAAGAAAAUAUUUAAUCAAUAGGUUAAAAAAUCAAUUGAAAGCAUUUUCAGCGUUCGAUUGACGAUGAGAGAACCGACAGAUCUGCCUCCGAUUCUCCGAUCGCCGCAGAAAUCGGCGACGACUCCGUAGCUCAACGUCCCUCGAGCUCCAGAGGAAACAGUGCUCGGCUGUAG
This is a messenger RNA of Caenorhabditis auriculariae, 6830 nucleotides long. The record is from the annotation of a GenBank genome assembly. NCBI's taxonomy places the organism in Eukaryota, Metazoa, Nematoda, Chromadorea, Rhabditida, Rhabditidae.